AUGGCUGCCAUUGUUCCUGCCCUGGCCCGUCUCCACCCGGCACUGGCCAUCCUGGGCAGUGAUGCCCAAUGCCACAGCCUGGCCCCCUGGUAUUUCCUCCUGGGCCUCCGCCUCGUUGCUCUCUUUGUGGCUGGUGGACCGUGGGCUUCGGUGAAACCAGAGCUGGCCUGUAACUGGACCUCGGUCAAUGGGGACUCCCAACCGUUCUGUGCCGCCCUGCGCUACAACCAGCGCUUCCGAGCCCCCAUCUCCUCAUUCUGGGGCUUCGCCUUCCUCGCCACCCUGCUCCCCAUGGGCCUCAUGCUGCUGAUUCAUGCCCAGUUCAGCCAACGGGCUGCGGCCAGAGGGGACAAGGAGUCAGCAGGACCAACUGAUGCAACCAAUAUGGCCGCCAAACCCAACAUGGCUGCCAAAACCAAGCUGGCUGGAGAGCCCAAUAUGGCCACUGGAGCCAACUGGGUUGACAUAAUUAAUAUGGACUCUGAGUCCCAACGGGUUGGCCAGUCCAAGAUGGCCACUCCAGGAGCUAAGAUGGCUGCCUGCUCAGCCUGGCGCUCCCCAGCAUUUGGUUUAUGCGUGGUGCUGCUCCUGGCUACUGAGCUGGGCUUCUUGUGGGCUAUGCUGGCCCUACAGUUACCCUUGGUGUCAGGGGCCUACUUCCAGUGCCGCCCUGGGGCUCCCCCCUGCCCCCCGGCCCUGGAGUGUGCCCUGUCGGGGCAGGCAGACAAGAAGAUGGCGCUGGUGACUCUGGCCUUCACAGCCUGUGUCAAUAUAGCCUCCUGUCUUGCCUAUGGGUGUGACGAAGUGGGACUGUUCUUAAUGUUUCCUCUGAAUAGUGUGUGGGUGCCUCAGUUUCCCCUAGGCAGUUCUUAAGUAUCUAGGGGGUGGAGUAAGGGUGUAUGAUCAUUGCAGAGCCCUAGAGGGCAUGGAGGAGUCUGGACACAGAGAAUGGCCGACACCCUGUUUCCUGGGAACUGAUGGCCUGGGCCCUUCCCCCCCUGCAAGGUGAGAGCUGAAGGGUUGGAGAACAAAGGAAUCAGGUGACCACCUGGCCCGGGAAAGGAACAAAGCCCAGAGGAGGAGGGGCUGGAGGGGGUUUUCAGUUUGGGGCUGGCUGGGACAUGGAGUGAAGUGCAGACGUGGUUGUCUGGCUCACUGCCCCCAGAAUGGACCCAGCUGAGGGGUCCCGUUCUCUGCACCUGCAAGCUCUGUUUUAGACCAUGUUCCUGUCGUCUAAUAAACCUUCUGUUUUACUGGCU
Molecule: messenger RNA, 1259 nt
Organism: Caretta caretta (loggerhead turtle)
Lineage: Eukaryota; Metazoa; Chordata; Testudines; Cheloniidae
Source: RefSeq, a predicted model, not a curated record